Molecule: messenger RNA, 345 nt
Organism: Dibothriocephalus latus
Lineage: Eukaryota; Metazoa; Platyhelminthes; Cestoda; Diphyllobothriidea; Diphyllobothriidae
Source: the annotation of a GenBank genome assembly
AUGGCCAGAUCUUUCGAUCAGAGCUCGCAGCGAAACAUUUUCCUUGCUAAACGAUUUGCUGGAAUUUUGGAGGAAUGUGCCAAGGAGAGUGUUAUCCUCGAUCGAAAGUUUGCCCUCCAUGCCAGUGUUUCUGAAGGUUUUGCGAAGAAACUAAAAAGCCAUGGUUUCUCAAAAGACGAAAAUGGCGAAAAUGAUAUCAACUCUUCCUACUUCAUGUGCUUUCAAAAUCUCGACAGCGAGUUGGUCGAGGAUGCGUCUUACCUUUUACCUGAGAAAUCUCUAUUAUGGGUCCUCAUAUAUUUCGUUGAAUUUGAUUUUGCUGAUGCGAAACUGGAAGUUAACUAA